Fusarium keratoplasticum is the source of this 333-nucleotide messenger RNA. RefSeq lists its product as uncharacterized. NCBI's taxonomy places the organism in Eukaryota, Fungi, Ascomycota, Sordariomycetes, Hypocreales, Nectriaceae. Bases 1 to 333 code for a protein of 110 amino acids. The transcript has a single exon. The record is from RefSeq and is a predicted model, not a curated record.
AUGUCUGACGACUUCAGAAUCUGGACUGAGCCCAAGAGCCACUCUCUUGAAGGUCACAUCUUCAACGGUACUCUCCUCUUCAACGGCAACGCCAUCUGGGGCCCUCGCAGUUGCCACGACAACACCGUGGACCUGAUCAACGCCCUCAGCGAUGCGGAUCCCCGCUUCACCAUGAGGUUUGAGAGAAGAAAUAACACAAACGAAGGUCACACACGCUUCAUCAGCCUCCGAGUCGACGGAAGAGUUGUACUGAACAAACUGAAUACUCAUGACAGCAUGGACGGGUUUGUCAUCGCUGUUAACACCGCUCGGGCUGUCGCUGGCCCCCCUUAA